Molecule: messenger RNA, 4703 nt
Organism: Trifolium pratense (red clover)
Lineage: Eukaryota; Viridiplantae; Streptophyta; Magnoliopsida; Fabales; Fabaceae
Product: putative disease resistance protein RGA1
Exons: 2
Coding region: 1685-4126 (813 amino acids)
Biological process (GO): defense response to other organism
Molecular function (GO): ADP binding
Source: RefSeq, a predicted model, not a curated record
UCAUUUCAACACUUUCAUUAUGCCAUUGAAUUUUAUAUGGCUUAGGGUGAUGUUUUGUUUCCAAAUUAAGCUUUGUCACUAAACGAGUACUAGCAACAUUAGUACAACUUCCACCAUCAAUAAUUAAAGAACAUACCUUUCCUUGAACUAAACAUCUUGUGUGAAAAAGGUUUUCUCUUUGAGUGGUGUCCUCCUCUUUGACUAAGUUCCCCAACAUUCUCCUCACCAUGAGUAACUCUCCACUAGGUAUUUCUUCAUCCAUUUCUUUUUAAUUUUUUUUUUGUAAACAUCUAAAAGAGAAAAUUAAAAUGAAGAAUUGUAAUGUUAACAAUGGAGAAUGAAGAUACUUUUGAAAUUGAAAGAAAUACUGGUCCAAACGAAACCUUGCUCUGAAUACCAAAUGAUAACGGAGAAACUUGAUAAUUAGAUAAAAAUAAAGAGAAUGGAUGGAAAUAGAAAGAAAUGAAGGUAAUCACAAUUCUAAUCCAAGAAUCACUUGGUCUUGGUAUUUAUCUUGAUAAUUGAUUAUGAAUUUAUACCCUUUUUGGUAAUUUACACAUUAAAAGCAAUUUUGAUUUGAUAUUAGCCAAACAACAUCAAAUAUUGAGAAUCACUUUUAAAUAAUGUAUCCAAACAUAAAUCAAUUUUAUUCAACUCACUUUUAACUCAUAUCAAUUCUAUCAAACUCAAUUCUGUCAAAAUCAAUUUUUUUUUUUCAACGCUGAACCAAACAUAUACUAAGACGAAUUUGACUGAAACAUUGAAAAUUGGUACAUUAAUUAAUUGUUUACUUCACUUCACACUGUAUCUUAGUUUCUGCAAAAGUCAAAGUCAUUAUUCUGUUGCAUUUUCCUUUCUGAGUUUUUUGAACUUUCUUUCCAUUGCAACAAUGGCUGAACAAAUCCCAUACAGUGUCAUUGUAAGCAUCAUAAACAAAUUAGCUUCUUCAACUUUCCAUGAAUUUGCACGAAUUUACGGUGUCAAAAAUGACCUACAAAAUCUCAACAAAACCCUAGAAUCCAUCAAAAUUGUGCUUUCAGAUGCUGAACAUAAACAAGUUCAUGAUCCUACAAUCCAUCACUGGAUCACAAGAUUCAAACAAGUACUUCAUGAUGCUGAUGAUUUCCUUGAUUAUCUAACAAUUCGAGAUUCAAGAAUCAAACUCAAUAAUAAGGUACAAAACUUGUUUUCAAUUGAGAAUAAUCGACUUGCUUUUCGUGUUAAAUUGGUUCGUGAGAUUGAUAAUAUUAGGAAGAAAUUCAAUGAUGUUGCUGAGGAUAUGUCUAGGUUGAAAUUGAAUCAUAAUUUGGUAGUAAUUGUUAAAGAAAAUGAGGGUUCUUGGAGAGAAACUAGUUCAUUUGUUUUGGAAUCGGGGAUAGUUGGUAGAGAAGAAAAUAAAAAUGAGAUUAUUGAGUUGUUGAAAGGAGAAAAUAGUAGUGUUUCUUUUAUUGCUGUUGUUGGUAUGGGUGGUUUGGGAAAGACGGCACUUGCUCAAUUGGUUUACAAUGAUGGUGAGGUGGAGAAGGUUUUUGAUAAACGGAUUUGGGUUUGUGUUUCUCAAGAGUUUGAAGUAAAAUCGAUUUUGAGUAAAAUGUUGAAAUCGUUGAAGAAUGAUCAAGUUGGUGAUUUGGAAUUGGAUAUUUUACAAAGGAAGAUUCGAGAGGAGUUGAACGGGUAAAGGUAUAUGCUUGUGCUUGAUGAUUUGUGGAAUGAAAAUCAGUUAAAGUGGGAUGAGUUAAGAACUUAUUUGAUGUGUGGUGGUCAAGGUAGUAAGAUACUAGUGACAACUCGUAGUACGUUGGUCUCGCAAAUAAUGGGUGUGAAAAAUCCGUAUGUUUUGAAAGGUUUGAACAAAGAGCAAUCAUGGGAUUUGCUAAAGAAGUUGACAUUUGGUGAAGUGUUCAAUGAUGUGAGCCCGAAUCUUGAAUCCAUUGGUGAAAGAAUUGCAGAAAAGUGCGGCGGAGUUCCCCUAGCAAUCAGAACAGUGGGAGGCUUCUUGCGAACUAUAAAUGAAAAAGAAGAUCAAUGGUUAAGUGUUUUAAACGGUGAUGUUUGGAGGUUGUGUGAAGAAAGACAGAGUAUUAUGCCGGUGCUAAAAUUGAGUUAUCAAAACUUGCCAUUGGGGUUAAGACAAUGUUUUGCCUAUUGUUGUUUAUACCCUAAAGAUUGGGAAAUUCAGAAGAAUGAAUUGAUUCAAUUAUGGAUGGCUCAAGGCUACCUUGAAAGUUCAAUUGAAACGCAAUCCAUGGAAGAUGUGGGAAAUCAAUACGUAAGGAUUUUGUUGAUGAGGUCAUUCUUUCAAGACGCAACAGUGAGCAAACACAAUGAGAUAAUUUCCUUCAAAAUGCAUGAUUUGAUGCAUGAUCUUGCAAACUCAGUAGCCGGAAAUGAUUGUUGCUUGCAUGCCGAGGGGAAAGGAUUUAUUGGAAGACCCAUGCACGUUUCAUUUCUAUCGAGUUCCGCUUGUUCACUGGAUUUUUCAGAUGCAACUAAGAUACGUACCAUUCUUUGGGCCAAAACGAAAGUGGGAAGUAUUUCUGAUGCCAAACCUUCUAUCACCAAGAACUUGAAGUAUCUGCGGGCUUUUGAUUUGUCAUAUUCUUCUAUAACCAAACUGCCACAGUCGAUUGAUACAUGCGGGCACUUAAGAUAUCUGGACUUGUCUAAUUGCAAAGAACUAAUUAGUUUGCCCAAGUCUAUUGGCAAUCUUGUUAGUUUGCAAUCUUUGAAAUUGAAUGGGUGUCGGCAACUUGUAUUUUCUACCGAAGUUAUCACGAAGUUGAUUAAUCUGAGACACCUUGAAAUUGAAGGUUGUAAAGCCUUUGCAGACAAGAUGCCUCUUGGAUUAGGACAGUUGACUUCAUUGCAGUCCUUGUCAAGUUUUGUAGUGGGGGAUGAUGACACGGGGAACUGCGGCAAACUAAAUGAAUUGAAGGAGCUAAAUAACCUAAAGGGUCAUAUGAGAAUCAGUAAUCUGGAUUCAGUAAAAGACGUUGCAUUAGAGUCGCAAGAAGCAAAUCUGAAAACAAAGAAGUAUAUCCAAGUACUGGAUCUGAAUUGGGGGAAAAGCCGAUAUGAUUGGAUAGAAGAAGCACAAAACAGUGAGAUCAACUUGCAGUUAUUGGAUAACCUCUGUCCUAAUCAGAAUUUGAGAAAAUUGAGAGUGAGUGGGUAUCCAGGAGUGAGGUUUUCAAGUUGGCUUCCUUCCCUAACUAAUAUUGUUCAAAUCAACUUUUACCGUCUUUCCAAUUGUCAGCAUCUCCAACCAUUGGAAGGACUUCCACGACUGAAGAAGCUUCACAUUAGUGAAACAAAUGAACUAAAGUACAUGCAUUAUGAUAUCUCUAAUGUGUUCUUCCCGUCUUUGGAGAAACUCAUUCUCUUCGGCUGCAAGAAUCUGAGGGGAUGGAAAAAGUUGGGAAAUGAUGUUGACAUCGACAACCAUCAUUCACUCCCUCCUUUUCCUUGUCUUUCAUAUUUGGAAAUUUGGGAUUGUCCAAAACUGACUUGCAUGCCUACUUAUCCUUACCUUACUGAGCUGAGGUUAAUUUCUUGUAACGCGAUGCCACUGAUUGAAACAUGUUCGGUUCAGCUUCAGUCUUCCUCCUUCAACCCUCUUUUUGGCCUCAAGCAUUUGUAUCUCACAGAAAUAGACCUAGAAGCAAUGCCAGAGCAGUGGAUGAAAAAUCUCAAAUCUCUUGAGCGUCUCUCUCUUUCUGGAUUUCCUGUUAGUGUGCCUAUGAUACGACACUUGCAACAUAUUUCUUCUGAACUUCAGGAACUGAGAAUUUGUCAAGUCGACAAGCUUGAUCUAUGGAGAGAUGAGGGCAGCGCUAGCUUUGAAUGCCAAGUCCCUUAUGGCCUCAGAUCUCUGCAGAAAAUAUCCAUAGAAUUUUGUGACAACUUGAAGGCCUUUCCAGAGCAAAUUUUUUACCUCCAAUCACUUAAGCAUAUUAAGAUUCUUCAUUGCGAUGAUUUAGAGUCACUGCCUGAAGGCUUGCGUUCCCUUACAAAUUUACAGACACUUCAUAUUAUUCACUGUCACCGCCUACGCAACAGAUGUCAAAUUAAAAUUGGAGAAGAUUGGCCAAAUAUUGCUCACAUCCCAGACAUAAUUGUUGGUUGAUUCUUUUAAGAUGAUUAAGAAUGCUGCAAAUUGAAGACAAGAUAAAUUAUGCAGAAUUGGACUGCUAUAAGACUGGUCAAUUUUCAACAAUGCAAGAGCAUUGUUGUCAAUCACUGCAGAAAAUAGAGGUUCGUUCAAAUUCCGCUAAGUUACAAUGCUAUAGCUGCUAUAUCAAAAUACUUUGUACUAGUAUAAGAGGAAAAGAUACUUACCACUGCAUAAUCUAUUUACAGUUUCUCCCAUCCUUGUUUUCAAGUUAAUAAUAGUAUACUAAAUAUGUAUCAUAAAUUUUUACACUUCACUCAAUUGUCUUGUAACAAAAGGCACAAGAGCAUUAUAUGUUAGUAGUUAUACAAGAUGAAGCCAUGAAGGAAACUAUGGCAGUAGUCAAGAUGAAGACGUAUAAGAACAAUAUUGAUAUCUUUUAUGUAUAAAUCAAUAAUGAUAGUAUUUUCUUUCCGUGUAAACAAGAAUUAUGCAUUAUCAUAGAUGAAAAAAUUAAAUGAAAAUAAGUGGAAAAACUGUGUAGUAUUUGAUACUGUUGUAAGUAAAUCUGAUUUAUUUUCUACUUUUGUAA